Molecule: messenger RNA, 210 nt
Organism: Cryptococcus amylolentus CBS 6039
Lineage: Eukaryota; Fungi; Basidiomycota; Tremellomycetes; Tremellales; Cryptococcaceae
Exons: 3
Coding region: 1-210 (69 amino acids)
Biological process (GO): mitochondrial electron transport, ubiquinol to cytochrome c
Source: RefSeq, a predicted model, not a curated record
AUGCCCGGUGUCCAGGACCUCAUCUACAACACCUUCUUCCGACGAAACUCUGUCUUUGUCGCGACCACCUUUGUCGCUGCAUUCUCCUUUUCGAUCGGUUUCGACCUCGCCACUACUGCCUACUGGGAUGCCCACAACCGAGGCAAGCAAUGGCACGAUAUCCGACACAAGUACCUCCAAGCUGGUGGUGACGACGAAGACGAUGAAUAG